Molecule: messenger RNA, 633 nt
Organism: Papaver somniferum (opium poppy)
Lineage: Eukaryota; Viridiplantae; Streptophyta; Magnoliopsida; Ranunculales; Papaveraceae
Exons: 1
Coding region: 1-633 (210 amino acids)
Source: RefSeq, a predicted model, not a curated record
AUGAAAGAUCUUGGAUCUUUAAGUUAUUUUAUUGGCAUCGAAGUUGGCAUGUCACCCAAUGGUUAUUUCGUAUCACAAGUCAAAUAUGCAUCUGAGAUUAUACAGCGUGCAGGGCUAUCUGACAAUAAGGUAACUGACACACCUCUUGAAUUUAAUGUAAAAUAUAGUCCUACAAAUGGGAAUAUAUUGUCUAGUCCAACACUGUAUCUUCAACUAGUAGGGAGUCUAAAUUACUUGACCAUUACGAGACCAGACAUAAGUCAUGCAGUUCACAUAGUCAGUCAGUUUAUGUAUACUCCAAGGUCUACUCAUUAUGCAGCUGUUCUCAUAAUUCUAAGAUAUAUCAAGGGGUCUCUUCAUCAAGGUAUGUGUUUCUUAUCAAAGUCUGAUCUCACUCUUCAAGCUUACUCAGAUUCCGAUUGGGUUGGGGAUAUUACGGAUAAAAAAUCUAUUACAGGCUAUUGUGUGUUCUUGGGAGACUCGUUGAUUUCAUGGAGAAGUAAGAAACAAAGUGUGGUUUCUCGUUCAAGUGCUGAAGCAGCGUAUAGAGAACUUGCUCACACCACAUCUGAACUCAUUUGGUUACGGUGGCUACUUCGUGAUAUGGGAGUUCUAAUUUCUGCUCUUACAUAA